CCACCAAGGUUCACAAGGAUGGGCAGCCAGCAAUUGCUCACAGAGCUGCCUGUCUCCAAGUACUGAGUAGUAGGAGUGGCCCAUGGAGUGCCCGAGCCAGCGCUCUAACUCAGUGGAGAGGAAAGCAUGUGUAUGAUGAUGGACACAUUUUCUCUUCUUUCCAUUAAUUAUUUUUUGCCUUUAUUAGUUUAUACUAGUGUCUCAUUCUUCUUCUCAAUUUUUCUUUUCCAGUCUCUCUCCCCGCAACACACAUACACAGAGUUACCAAGUUUCCCUCCCUGAAUCCAGAAAGAAAUCAUUCUCCUUUUCUCUAUCUCUGCCGGAAUCCGGACCCAACCCCCAACUCUUUUCUCAGAUCCCACAGUCUUCCCUCAGAUCCCUGAGUUCCCCUAUCCCAGUUUCCCUCCCUAAGCUCAAUACUGCCUUUGUCCCUAACCUGCAGUCAUACUUUCAACGAAAUGGGUGCCCUGGGGACUGCGUAUUCCCUCCUUUAUGCACCUCCAGUUUCUGAGUCCCAAUCAGAGGCACUGACCUGCUGGCCAGAAACUUAUGAGAAAGAAAGAAAAAAGGCAAGAAAGAAAACAUACUGGGAUCCCCUUGCCUCCCAAGCAUUCCAAAUUCUGCAGAAUUGAUUUAGAAGCCUUUGCUCCAGCUCCUACCGCAUUUGGUGGUGUAUGUCCUCUGAAAUUUUCUCCGGAUUUGUUUCUUGCUCCCCUAUCCUCCUUUUCACUCUCACCCCAUGAUGUCCCAUCGCCUCACAUAGUCAGAGGGGAUCACAAAGGGUUGAGAAGGCUGGAAAAGGAAGGGUCCAUUCUGUUGCAGUUUCCAUCCCCAGAGCAACUCUAGGCCCUACUGCUCUUCUUGCACGUAGCCCGUCUCCUCUCCUUGGUGUCUCCUCUCCUUGGUUGAAGCUGGCUGGAGCCUUCCAGGCUCUCUUUUUAUUCCUUGAGGCAAAAUUGUGCAGUCCAGAGAGCAACCAGGAGAACAAUUCUUAAUGACCUUCUCUAGCCAGUGGUAGUACCUGUUAGAAGAGCUGAAGGGUCUGAAGUUCAUUCUUGACCUUUUUAUUUUGGGGAGGGAGAGAAAAGAUCCAAAAGUACUUGUUCCCUUAAGCCUCUGGAAGACUCCUUGGCCCAAAUCCCUGACCCUCCAGGCUUAAAGUUACUUGGUGUCUAACUGUACUGACCUCCAGCUGGGGUUGGUAGAUCUAAGAGCAGCUCCUUGCAGUCAUAUACUCAGGUAGCCCUAACAGGUCUCCUUAGGGGUAUCCUGGCUUGAGCCCUAAUACUUCAUUAGGCUUGGGCAUUUUCUCCAUAUAAACUCAGAAAAAAUGGCUCCCACCCUCAAUCUUACCCUGCCUCUCAGUCACCAAUGCUCUUGAGGACCGCCAACUCUCUGGCAAGGUGAUAGAAUCCUUAGGACAGCACAGGGAGGGCUCUGAAAGUAACUCGUGUUGCCGGAGGGUAAGGAGGCCACAGGUUCCCCCUGUUUCACAGGGCCAUAGGAAACUAGCUGCUCCAUUCCACCUGGCUUGACUUUGAAGGCCUGAAAAAAAAUGGAGACCAGAGGCCAAGGACCAUCCCUUUCUCAUCCAUAAAGCAGAGUCUUGGGUAAGGGAAGCAUUGCCAGAGUCAGAUAUAGCUAUCCUCUCCUGGAGGGGAGACAAUAGCUGGAAGUCAUCUCUCACCUUGGUUUUUCCCAGUCCCAUCGCCUGUCCUGGUGUAUCCAGAUGAGAGAAAGCAAAAGAAAAGUAUUUAACCAGGAAAUCACAGGAUGGUGUCAGGCUCCGUCUACACGAAGAGAACCAGUUUCCCAAGCUGCCUUUGUGGAAGAGACUGCCUGCCCUCUAUUUUAUCCCCUAAGUCAGCAGUUAAAGAGAGUUGCUAAUACUCCUGCUUGGGGAAUGUCCUGGUGCUUUUUGUCUUUUUCCUCCGCUGGGAAUGGUUCAUCCCCACCCCCGCUCCAAAUCUGCAGACACCUACAUUUUUGGCUCCUGUCUUCCUCCUACAGGCCUCUUCCUUGCCUUUUCCUGCCCUGCUCAGACACGCCCUAAGAAAACUUUAACUUUUUUAGCCUUACUCACUGGUGCCAAGAGUCGUAAAUCUUGCACAGCAGAGAGAAACAAACAGGUUUGCUCAGAAUAACAACAACAACAAAAAAGCAUCCUCCUGUCUCUUCUGCAAGCACAUUUAAAAUGAAGCCCAUUCUGCAAGUUCUCCUCUUCUCAGAAGUGCAAAAGUCCUUAUCACCUCUAAGCUCUUCUGCCUAUCUGGAGGUGAGAAUGCUAACAGAAACUUCUAUGUGAAGUUCUUACAGUCCUCUGUUGCCAGCCGGCACUGUCUGGAGUUCAAACUAAACUUCAGGGUCCUUCUUUUGUCACUCUCUCCUCAAGCCCACACCCGCUUCAAGAUGUUCUGGGUUUUUUAAAUCAUCACUCACCGCUUAUUGUCUUCAAAAAAAAAAUGAGGGGGGAGGGGUAAUUUUUUAAAAAGAAGGUCUGGCUUUGCCCCCUUCCCUGUUAGAGACUGGGCCUGGAGAUUUGGGGAGAGACAGAAGGAAUAGAGAGGUUAUGAAAAAAUGAAGCAAAAAGUGGGAGAUUAAGGAGGGAGUCAGAGGGAGAGCGGGUGGGAGACCCAGUUCAGGAAGGAGUAAAACUAUUUAAAAAGAAAAAGUCUUGGUGUUCCAACUGUGAAUGAGUAUGGAGGGGCACCCAGCACCCCCAGGCCAGGCCAACCUUUGACUAAGCCUCCAGAGCCACUUCUCAAAUUAGCACUUCUCAAAUUAGGUUCACUUGUGGGGUUUGGGGGGUAGCUGUGAACUCUGCCAGCUCUUCUUGCAUUUGCUCUUUUCCUCUGCCCUUCUCAAUUUGAAAAUGUACCUAUUCUUAAAAAAAAAAAAAAAACCCAAAAAACAAAAUAUCUCUACCUUCUUUCCUUCUCACUUUUUUUUUGGGGGGGGGUAUUUUAAAUUCCCCCCUCCCCCAUCACCACCAUCACCUUCUCUCCUUAUCAGGCAUCUAAAGCUUGCUAAAGGGGGAGAGGUGGGGGUAUGUGUGAGCUUGUGUGUGAGUGAGUGAGUGUGUGUGUGUGUGUGUGUGUGUGUGUGUGUGUGGUUUUUUUUCCCUGUGCAAAAGCAGAGGCCAUUGUUACCGAGAGUAGGGCGUACCAGUCUUAUAGGGCAACCACACUGUGGCGGCUUGGCCGUGCGGGAGCCCGGAGCUGGAUUCUCGGCUAGGCGAGCCGCCCCAGCACCUUUCGGUCUUCUAUUUUUUUCCCGCUCCCCCACCCCCUCCCUCCUGCGCACCCCCGCUCCUAAGCCGAGUGAAUUGAAGCGGACGCCGCGCGGCUCCUCUGGCCGGAGGGGAGAUUUCUCGCCUGCCGCUCGCGCUGGGGCUCGAUGUGAAUAUAUAUUAUGUCUGCCUGUUCUCCCCUCGUCGGUGGCUAAGGUAAGCUGGACUGAAAUAGGCUAUCAGUUUGUGAAUGGCGGAGAGUAUGUCUCAAUGAUUUAUGGCCCAUAUGACUCCAAUCUCGGUUCAAGAAGAGUUCACAAGCUUUAAGCUUCCUUCCACGCAGCGACUGACUCUCUCUCUCUCUCUCUCUCCUCUCUCUCUCUCUCUCUCCCUCUCUCUCUCUCCCCCUCUCUCCCUCUCUCUCUCUCCCUCCCUCCCUCUCUCUCCCUCUCCCUCUCCUUCCCUGCUUCUCUCUUUUUCUCCUCUCUUUUCUUCCAGCAGCCAGAUCCAGGGCUGAAAUUUCCCCCGUUGCUAAGAAGAGCCUAAUCUUUCUCUCUCGCCUUUUCUUAUUUUAUUUUUCUUACUUCCAUUAUUUUUUUUAAGUCCUGGAAGGUGGCCUGUCCUCUCUCCUGGGGCUUCUCCAAGCUAUUGUUACCCUUCCUGGUUCUCCCUGGGGUACGCCUGGCAAGAUGGUUUUUUUUUUUUUUUUUUUUUUUUUUUUGGUGGGGCUCACCUCCCUUCUCCAGCGAGACCCUGGGGGAAAGCCCGGAGCCACCAUCUCCCUCCCACCCUUCCGAGGAGCCAUAUGGAGCCUGAAUUUUUCCAACAUGGAGGCAAGGGAAAUAGACGUGUUUGGCUGGGUAGAGCUGUUCCCCACCCCCUCUUCUCCUGGAUCCCAGAUCUCAGACCCCCUCAGCACUUUCCCUCUUCCCACAGUCCCGUCAGCCAGGCCUCGGCGCCCUCCAGCCGGGAGCCCAGCUGGGCAAAGUCCCGGUGCAGAGUUGCUAAGGCGCCUUUUAAUUCGGUUACCUCCAGCGCCCAAACUUGCCGCUGCAGGGCUCGGCCGAGCCGGCCCGGUGUGCUUGGAACCUGUCGGCCUCUAACCGUUCUGGUGUCCCGAUCGCUUUCUCUUCGAUUCCUUGGACCAGCGUAGGCGGCAGCGGGUAGCUCAUAGCCAGCCGGUGCGGAAGCAGCGGCGGAGACAGCCCGGCGGCGGCAGCCGGGGGCUAUCCCGGUGCACAAACCUUCCCGGCCCUGUAUCACGGCCGGCGGAGUCUCCAUUCUUUCCUAUUACGUCUCUGGCUCCUUUGCUUCUCACACUCGCCUGGCCUCCGUCCUGCGAUGGUUUGGGGUUUAUUGCAGGGGAAGCGACAGAAAUUUCGGCCUCAGGCGUCUAGUCAAAUUAUUGUUUUUAUUAUCAUCAUCAUCAUCAUCAUCAUCAUUAUUGCUGUAACAAUCAUUUAGACUAAAUAAAGCCAGGGCCCACCCAGCUAACCCCCGCCAACGUUUUUAUUUCAUUCUCUUCUCUAUCUAUUAAUAACAAACUCAACUGACGCCUGUUAAUUAAUUCUCCCUUCAGCCAGGGCUGCUUGGAAGCUAAUUUUGGUUAAAUCAUCAGAGGAUAAUGGCAAUAAUAAUAAAGGGAUUGGGUCAGCCUGGUCAAUUGAACUCCAGUUCUCCUUGGAAGGACCUGCUGCUUUGCAGACCCAUGUGCGUUUCCAGAAACAAAUUCUUCCCAGAAACCAAUCGGAACUCACGAGUACACGGACUCCCUUUUGAGUAUAAAUCUGUACCAUUAAGAAUGGGAUUUAUGUGUGGGAGGGACUUCCUUCACCUGCACUCCUUUUUUUUUUUUUUUUUAACUUUCCUAAUUUUAGUUUUCUUUGGAGUUGACCAGCUAGGCCGAAUGAGAUUUAAGUUUUCCGAACACACGUGACAGAAGAGAGAAUCAGUCUGGAGAUUUUAUGAAAAGUGGUGGUGAGGGGGAUUGGGGAAGACAGAGGUGGGGGGAAGGAGUCCCAAGCAUUAGAACAAAUAUACAAAAUCCUAUCACGUUUUUAGGCUUUAUUUUCCUGGCACAUUUUUAAAAGGCUGUACUUAAAUAGUGAUUGUAUUUUUAUUUUUGCUUCAGAGAACCCAAGUAAACAGGAGUACCCUCUGUUUCCAACCUAGAGAAUAAUAAUGUUCAAAUUGAUUUUUGGAUUUUUUUCUCCAGAAUAUUUUUUCUCUUUUAGAAAGAGUGUUUCCUGUCUCAGUAGAAAAGUCCAGCAGUUACACAAUUUAGUUAUUUCUUCUUUUAUUUCGGAGAAAUCAAAGAAAGCAGACUGUCAAGGAAAGGGUGGGAGAAAUUGAUGAUUUAAAAAGAGGGGUGGAGUGAGAGACCUGGGCCAAAUGGUCACAGCUCCAACAGGCCCUGUCUGGGAAAUGGAAACAAUCCUGCUCCAUUUGGAGGCUCCACAGGGGCCACUGGCCACUGGGUGCUAGGCCUGACUGAGCAAUGACAAAAACUGGAGGUGGUGGUACUGCAGCGGGAUCAUGGAUGGAAAGAACUCAGUUAUGCUGGCUCUUUUCUAGGUUGAGCUGUUGUCCUCUUGGUGAGGGGUGGGGUGGAAGAAAAGGGUAUCUCACAGUAGGUUCCCUGCUGAACUUGCUUCUUACUCUGGUCUUUGUCGGAGAUCCCCUGGUUUCCUCUGGACUAGACUUUGACUAGGUGAAAGGAUAUAGAUGGAGGUAAGGCAGGGAGGCCUCUCAGUUCCAAGGAAGGCAUUCAUGAGCUUGUUGGAAUCUGCUGAUGCCACCUCCCUUGAGCCAUUCUAUCCCAGAGUUAGGGGGAGGCUAGGAGAGAGAGAGAGAGAGAAGGAGAGAGAGAGAGAGAGAGUAGGGGAGGUCAGGGGCUAGUGCACAGGCAGGAAAGAAGCAAGGGCCCAUGUAGCAGUAGGAUUCUACUCCUUGGCAGUUUGCAAAGGAGUGUAAUCUUGAUUUUUAAAAUGGAAAUGAAAAAUAGUGGGAUUUAUUUUUUAAAGUUAAAGCGCUGGAAUAAGAAAAACCUAUUUCAGGUCAGAGACAUGGCCUCAGCAUCUGCUUUGGAGAUGUUGGGGAGGAGAGAAGAAAAAACCCUAUUGAUGUCAGUUCCCUUUUCAGUUCCUAAGAUGGAUUCGAGCCCCAGUCCUCUUCUCCCCCUUGUGUCUCUUCUCUCCCCCCGCAGGUCAGCCGCUUGCAACAGACCCGGGAGGAGGGGGGCAGAAAGGGGAGGGGGGGUCCGGCGUGUCACGUGACCCCCAGGGGUGCCAAUGUCCGGUCGUGAGGGUAUCAGGCCCUUGCAAGUCGCCACCCACUGCCCGGGCCUCGCCCAGCGAUGCAGAAAGCCACCUACUACGACAACGCCGCGGCUGCGCUCUUCGGAGGCUACUCCUCGUACCCAGGCAGCAAUGGCUUCGGCUACGACGGCCCCCCACAACCCCCCUUUCAGGCCGCCACGCACCUGGAGGGUGACUACCAGCGCUCAGCGUGCUCGCUUCAGUCCCUGGGCAACGCCGCCCCGCAUGCCAAGAGCAAGGAGCUCAACGGCAGCUGCAUGAGGCCCGGCCUGGCCCCUGAGCCCCUGCCCGCCCCUCCGGGCUCACCCCCGCCCAGCUCCGCACCUACCAGUACCACUAGCAACAGCAAUAAUGGGGGCGGGCCCAGCAAAAGCGGCCCCCCCAAGUGCGGUCCGGGCUCCAACUCCACCCUCACCAAACAGAUAUUCCCCUGGAUGAAAGAGUCAAGGCAAACAUCCAAGCUGAAAAACAGCUCCCCCGGCACAGCAGAAGGCUGCGGUGGCGGUGGUGGUGGCGGCGGCGGCGGCAGUAGUGGAGGCAGUGGGGGCGGCGGCGGCGGUGGCGGGGGAGGGGACAAGAGCCCCCCGGGGUCAGCGGCGUCCAAGCGGGCGCGGACGGCGUACACCAGCGCGCAGCUAGUGGAGCUGGAAAAGGAGUUCCACUUCAAUCGCUACCUGUGCCGGCCGCGCCGCGUGGAGAUGGCCAACCUGCUGAACCUCAGCGAGCGACAGAUCAAGAUCUGGUUCCAGAACCGGCGCAUGAAGUACAAGAAGGACCAAAAGGCCAAGGGGCUGGCCUCGUCGUCUGGAGGCCCAUCUCCAGCCGGCAGCCCGCCGCAGCCCAUGCAGUCCACAGCCGGCUUCAUGAACGCCUUACACUCCAUGACCCCCAGCUACGAGAGCCCGUCCCCGCCCGCCUUCGGCAAAGCCCACCAGAAUGCCUACGCGCUGCCCUCCAACUACCAGCCCCCUCUCAAGGGCUGCGGCGCCCCACAGAAGUACCCCCCGACCCCAGCACCUGAUUAUGAGCCCCACGUUCUCCAAGCCAACGGGGGCGCCUACGGGACGCCCACCAUGCAGGGCAGCCCAGUGUACGUGGGCGGGGGCGGCUACGCGGAUCCGCUGCCGCCCCCUGCCGGCCCCUCCCUCUACGGCCUCAACCACCUUUCCCACCAUCCCUCGGGGAACCUGGACUACAACGGGGCGCCCCCUAUGGCCCCCAACCAGCAUCACGGACCAUGCGACCCCCAUCCCACCUACACAGACCUCUCCUCUCACCACGCUCCUCCUCCUCAGGGUAGAAUCCAAGAAGCUCCCAAAUUAACACACCUGUGAUGGGAGAGGGAGGGCAGAGCGGCGAGGUCAAGGGCAAGGGGGUGCUGUGGAGCACUAAGAGGUAGCCUGGAGGUCUAAAAGAGGGGUUAGGGAAGUAGUUGUUAGGUUCUCAGGAUCAGGGACCUGGAGCUCCUUCCCUGCUCCCUGGCCUGAGGGGUUGUUUUAAAGUCCUCCAUCCCUUGUUCCAUCUGCCUUCCAACCCAUCUGAAAGGAACCCACAGCAGAUUGGAGAUGACCCUUUCAACCCCAGGCUCCUGCACUACCAAGUUGGAAUUCCACGCUGGAGAGGGAGUAUGGUAGAAGUUGAGAUAGUAAAACAAGGCAGAGAAGCACAUUUUCAAAAAACAGACGUGAUGGCUAGGCCAUCACCAACCAACCCACUUACCUUCCACCUCUGUGGGUAAUUCCCCCAAAUCUUGAUUUUCCCCCUCUCUUUCUCCUUAAGAAAAUAAGAAAACACAUUUAAACCCAAGGGCACAAAGCACGUUCUCCACCCACUUCCCUGAAGCCUCAAAUUUCCUUCCAUCUCUUUGAGGUUUCUUGGGGCAUGCCCUGUGUUCCUAGCCCCAGGAUUUUCUGCUCUAGGACUUUCAUAUCUAUACCCCUUCUCCAUCAGUUACAAUUUUUAGAGGGCUCAGGGAUGGUGAGAGAUCCUGAAAGUCAGAGCUGCCUAUAGAAUAAAUAUAUAUAUUUUUUCUUUUUAGGAAAAGUUAGGAGGCUAAGGCAGGCAAGGACUGAAGGUUUGCCUGUUCCACAGUCCCUCAUCUCAGCUCCAGGUCCAUCCCCCUCUCUCCACACAAAACAAUCGGCCACAUAAGGUUCUCCACUUUACUUUUCUUCUGUUGCUCUCUUGACUUAACGUGAAAACAGGGUAUAUUUGAACAAACUGUCUGUCCCAGGCAGGGGCUGCAGCUUGGCCUGUGUGCUUUGCUCAACCCCCUGACAGGACACUUUUGUUGCACUUAGAGUUUACAUUUUAAUGGAUAUAAAAACAACUGUGAGAGAUGCCUAGGCCUGCAGAAGUCCAGCAUCGCUCAAAAAGUGUGUGUUCUAGUGAACAUUUUCAUAUAUAUUUAUUGGUUAUAGCCUGUUAAAAUAUUUUCUUUUUUGUAUUAUUUAUCCCCCUACAUUAUGUAUUUAUAUGAGGAAAAAAGGAAAAAUUGUACUUUUUUAGUAUUUACUUGUUAUAAAGGACAUUGUGUUUCCUGUCAUGUAAAACCAGCUAUUUUAGUUUUUAAUGUACUCUAGGAAAGAGCUGUAGAUUUAUGUUAAACUCGUACUUAUGAGCAAUUGUAAUUAGUUCUAAAAGGCAUGAACUCAGCUCCUAAUCGUCACUGUAUAGUCUUGAAUUUGUAGAGUUAGAGUUAAUUCCCUCUUGGAACUUUCUUUGUUCUUCUGUAGUUACUUUUUCCCCUUACUUAAAGAGUUGUCUGUCAAACAAUUCUUGAAUAAACUUUCUGUUAUCAAUUUUA
Molecule: messenger RNA, 9352 nt
Organism: Sciurus carolinensis (gray squirrel)
Lineage: Eukaryota; Metazoa; Chordata; Mammalia; Rodentia; Sciuridae
Gene: Hoxb3
Product: homeobox B3
Exons: 3
Coding region: 6585-7880 (431 amino acids)
Biological process (GO): regulation of transcription by RNA polymerase II
Cellular component (GO): nucleus
Molecular function (GO): DNA-binding transcription factor activity, RNA polymerase II-specific; RNA polymerase II cis-regulatory region sequence-specific DNA binding
Source: RefSeq, a predicted model, not a curated record